Messenger RNA from Nomia melanderi (Alkali bee), 1399 nucleotides. It is a transcript of the gene pasi1, whose product is annotated as septate junction component pasiflora 1. The record is from RefSeq and is a predicted model, not a curated record. Lineage: Eukaryota; Metazoa; Arthropoda; Insecta; Hymenoptera; Halictidae. Gene Ontology annotation, cellular component: plasma membrane. Gene Ontology annotation, biological process: establishment of glial blood-brain barrier; regulation of tube length, open tracheal system; septate junction assembly.
AUCAGUAGACUUACUGACGCGUGUAUAGCACUACUUGUUAGACGAGAGGUAUUUUCUAAACAGUUGAAAGGUUCCAAUCUCGGUGAGCGUGGUCCAAAGAUAUUGUAAAACGGAAUUCACUUUGAAUCGACUUUUUCUAACAGUCUUGGUAGACCUGUUGCAUGUCGACGCCCAAGUAUUUAAUUCACUAUACAAUAACAACUUAAAAAUGGCUGUUUUGGAGUCCUGUUGGUCACCUUUUAUCUGGACAAAUAGUGUCAAAUCAGGAUGCAAAGCCAUUGCAUUUUAUACAAUUGCAAUUAGUAUAAUACUGAUUACUUUAGUUUCUUACCAAUUGACUGGAGGAGAUUCAUCUCAACUAUAUAAUCCUUUAUUUGAAGCUGAUGUCAGAGGAUCUAUGCAAGUUGUUGGAGGCUUUUUCAUUUUUUAUUUCCUUAUGCUUAUUAUAUCUGCACUAUUAAUGGUGUAUGGCAUAAGAGAAAGAAUACGAGGGUGGUUGCUUCCAUGGCUUAUAUUCUGGUUCAUUGCGUGUCUCUUCCAAUUAGUGUUUGGACUUUGGCUUGUAGGAGGAUAUUAUAUAUAUCUUGAGGCAACAUUUGCAGCCAUGUGUGACUGGCUUUGGAUGUCGUAUAAUAUAUACUGUUGGUUGGUUGUUCUGUCCAUGUAUAAAAUAUUUGAGAAACUCCAAUCUCCAAAUAUUGAGCUUCUAUGGCCCUAAGUACUCGCUUAACAACUUACGAGACAUAGGGUACAUUGAUUGGCACCAAAGUAAGAUACAAUGUUUUUAGAGAUGAAUUUAUCAGAUUUUAUUUUGUUUACUUUUAUAAAAAAUAGACACAUAAACAUCAUUAUUUACAAUAACAUAAAUCAAACAAAAAACAUAAUUAUUUGCCAUGUUUAACGUUUAUUAUUAUUUAUUUCAACAUAUAGAAUACUAUUGAUAUUAUUAACACAUAAGUACCAUACUUAAGUGUCAUUAAUGUACAAUUAAUCCCAAGUCAUGAAAGUCUGGGACUUUUAUAUUAUAACAGAAGACUGAUAAUGGUCUAAGAAAAUAUCCGUCCAAAUUUCAAAGAUCUAUAUACUUCUCCUGAUAAGCAUAUGCAACAGAAUUUUGUAGUUGGUUGCUUUACACAACCAAAAAUGCAUGUACGUCUAAUAAAUUUUUGUAAGAAAUGUAACUAUUUCAGUAUUCAAUAAUAUUUUUAGGAUAUUUUUAAUAAUUAAAAUACAUAACAAAGGUUAGUACAAUUUAUGCUUAAAUUUAAUAUAUUUUACUGACUCGACAAAAAAUAAUAUUAUGUAAGUGCAAGUAUCGGAAAUCUGAAUGAGAUUAGUCGAUAUGUAAAAUAAUGAGAAAGAAGGUUAUAAUAUAUUGUAAAAUGAAAAACAAUAAAGU